AUGGAAGAGUUUGGAUAUGGAGGAGCAGAGGACACUGAUGGAGGGGAGGUAGCUUAUACAGAUCAUGGACAACCAUACUUGUUGGGGGAUGGUGAACAUACAGAGGAGCCAAACUUGACAAUGUCAUGCACGAUGGAGGAUAUAAAGGAGACAUAUGGACCAGGUGUAUAUCUAUACUUUGACUUUGCCAAAGCAUGUAAUUGGAUGAACUUGAUCAUGUUUGGAGUGGUCCUCAUCAACAUCAUACCACAUCUUUACUAUGAGACCAAAGCUGGACAGUUCAAAUCAUUACGUCCAUUGGAUUACAUAUUGGUAGCCAUCAAUGUACAAUCAUACGUUGAGGCUAAAUCACAACCAAUCUACUUCUGGACUACACUGUCUGCGAUGGUCAUCAGUUUCUUGAUGACAUUUGGAUAUUCUCUAAUUAUACGUGGAUAUACCCAACAAUGUAGGAUGACCAACCAAAAAAAUGACUUUAUUAAGACAAGCAUUGGUGGAUCAUGGUUGUCACGAGCAAUUCGAAUCCUCAUUUGCUGGAUCAUCUGCGUCAUCAUCCUCAUCGUGUCUGGAGUAGCCAACUUCUACGCGGUCAAACUAAGAAACAACUAUCCACGUGACUUCCUAGCCGGUAUAAUAACUACUUCACUUGUGGCUUCAAUUUCAUUAAAAGGAAUCAAUGCAGUCUUUGAGGUGGGCAGCUUAUUCUUGACAAUGUUUGAGAAGCAUAUUACUUGGACUCAAUUCCGUCUACACAACACAAUCAAGUUAUAUGUAUUCAAAGUUGUCAAUCUUAUCAUGCUCUACAUCUUCCACGCACGUAUCUUCUCCUACUACACCGAUGAAACAAUCCAAGACACAUGUCCACUUAUAGACGUUGGUUCCCAAUUCCUCUUACUACUACUAAUUGACCUAACAAUCCAGAAUGUUUGGGAAGUAGUCUACUCUGCAGGAUACCCAAGGGUACUUGGUUUGUUUAAGAGGAAUACUCCAUAUAAUGAUAGAAGAGCAGAGUUUGAUCUGGCAGAGGAGUAUGUGGAAAUAUUGUUUAGACAGUUGAUCAUCUAUAUGGGCAUGCCAGUAUAUCCAUUCGUUACAAUCAUUGGUGUAAUAUGUGGAGUGGUGGACUUUUACAUUGACAAGUAUAGGAUGAUCAAGAUAUGUCGUCCACCAUACCGUACACAAGCUACAAUGCAUAGAUUCCUCACAUUCUACCUGAUGCUGCUCACCGCUGCCCUUGCCAUCUGCAUGUAUCCCUAUGGAUCUGGAUGGGUAUUAUUCCAGAUUGGAUUUGAGCCCAAUCCAACAACAUCAACACUCAACACUCAAUGUCCAUCAAUGUUUAGUCGAAUGCCUGGUACCGAUCUAAUUGUACCAUUGGUCAAUCAUAAUGAUUCUUCAUCAUCUUCAAGUAUGAUGUGA
This is a messenger RNA of Acytostelium subglobosum LB1, 1419 nucleotides long. RefSeq lists its product as hypothetical. Gene Ontology annotation, molecular function: mechanosensitive monoatomic ion channel activity. Gene Ontology annotation, cellular component: plasma membrane. Lineage: Eukaryota; Evosea; Eumycetozoa; Acytosteliales; Acytosteliaceae. The coding region runs from base 1 to 1419 and encodes 472 amino acids. The transcript is spliced from 3 exons. The record is from RefSeq and is a predicted model, not a curated record.